UUCAUUUCAUAUACUCCGUAAUUUCAUUUCAUCUAUUCUUGUUCUUCUGAGAUAACAAAAGUGAAAGAGCUAAAUUAUCAGCAAAUAUGUUAGGUAUAUUCAGCAGCUCCGUCGUGUCACCGCCAGACGAGCUCGUCGCAGCUGGCAGCCGAACUCCAUCACCAAAGACGGCAGCGGCCACUCUGCUGAAGCGUUUCACUAAUAGUAACCCGUCAACAGUGUCAGUGGAAAUCGGAGAUCAAGUCCGGUUUGCCUAUACUCACCAGAACGAAUCGUCGUUACAACCGAGAAUGUUUGGUGUAAAGGAUGAGAUAUUCUGCAUGUUUGAGGGAGCUCUAGACAAUUUGGGCAGAUUAAGACAACAGUAUGGACUGGCCAAGUCUGCCAAUGAAGUUGUUUUGGUGAUUGAGGCUUAUAAAGCUUUGCGUGACAGAGCACCUUAUCCUCCCAGUCAUGUUGUUGGUCAUCUUAGUGGAUCCUUUGCUUUCAUACUUUUUGACAAAUCCACUUCUAACCUUUUUGUGGCCUCUGAUCAAUUUGGUAAGGUACCACUAUUUUGGGGAAUUACUGCUGAUGGAUAUGUAGCAUUUGCUGAUGAUGCUGAAUUGCUUAAAGGUGCUUGUGGCAAGUCACUUGCUUCUUUCCCUCAAGGAUGUUUCUACUCAACGGCUGUUGGAGGACUGAUGUGCUAUGAGAAUCCUAAAAAUAAGAUUACUGCAGUGCCUGCUAAUGAAGAGGAUUUCUGGGGUGCAACCUUCAAGGUAACAAAAUGAGAACAUAAGUCAAAUAAUGUGACCAAGAUUAUAAUUAAAUUUCCCUUAGGUUGAAGGGGCAACAGUUCUUGCAGCCAGAGAGUAGACAUUUUUAUGAGUGUGAAUGCUUUCUGAUGUGUGAGUGGAGCAAUGUAAUUAAAUGUCUUGAUGAUGAGUGAUAACUGAAAUGAAGCAAAGUGUAACCUUGUUCAUUAGAUGUAUAAUUUACUGUUUCUAUCAUUAAUGUAUAGUUAUGCUUUUUCAAUCUAAUAAUAAUAAUUCUGCUUGUGGUUC
Molecule: messenger RNA, 1046 nt
Organism: Trifolium pratense (red clover)
Lineage: Eukaryota; Viridiplantae; Streptophyta; Magnoliopsida; Fabales; Fabaceae
Product: stem-specific protein TSJT1
Exons: 5
Coding region: 87-773 (228 amino acids)
Source: RefSeq, a predicted model, not a curated record